Cinclus cinclus is the source of this 7243-nucleotide messenger RNA. It is a transcript of the gene GUCY1A1, whose product is annotated as guanylate cyclase 1 soluble subunit alpha 1. The record is from RefSeq and is a predicted model, not a curated record. Gene Ontology annotation, biological process: cGMP biosynthetic process; response to oxygen levels. Lineage: Eukaryota; Metazoa; Chordata; Aves; Passeriformes; Cinclidae. Gene Ontology annotation, cellular component: guanylate cyclase complex, soluble. The transcript is spliced from 9 exons. Gene Ontology annotation, molecular function: guanylate cyclase activity; heme binding. Bases 2763 to 4829 code for a protein of 688 amino acids.
UGAUGUCCAUGCAGCAGAAACAAGUGAGUUUCUGUUUAAAAACUGAAAUCAGAAAUAUAAAACGUUAUGUAAACAUUCUUCAGCCUUUUGUUCUUAGUAUUGUGUUUAUUGAUUCUUAAAGUAAGACAUUAAUUUUGAUAGAUGUCCCCUAGAACCUGUCCAGACACCAUCACUAUUACAGCAUACUUUAAAAGGGGCUUUACUGCCAAAUACUUUUUUCAGCAGCAGAUCCAAUCAAAGUAGCUCCUGCCUCUUUUUCCUUUUACCCAUGCCAUUUUUGCUGUGUCUGCAGCACUCCUCUGUUAUGCCAUUCAUUACAGCUGUUUCAAAAGCAGCAGCUGAUAACGUGUAUCAGGGAAUUAGUUAUUUUUAACCUUGCUACAGUUGCUGUGUGACCCCAAAAGCCCUUAGGGUAUCUCAGGCAGAAAUAAAUGGUGUAGUGUGCAGGCUUAUUAAAGCUGUAGUGCCUUUGAGAGAAGCAGUUGUAGCUCCAGAGAGAAAAAUGUAAUACUUAGCUCCUUCCAGAGUCCUCAGAAGCUCUCGAGGGUUUUUUUAAAGAGUAUUAGAUGAGGAUGAGAGGAUCUGAUUCAAUGAGAUACAGUCAAUAGAAAAUGAAAGAGCCUUUUUCAGUCUAACUGAAAUAAAUCAUCUUCACUAAACCAUGUCCAUAAGUGCCACAUCUGCACGUCUUCUAAAUACCUCCAAGGAUGAUGAUUCUACCGCUUCCCUGGGCAGCCUGUUCCAAUUUUUGAGCACCCUUUAUUUGAAGAAAUGUUUCUUAAUAUCCAGUUGAAACCUCCCUUUUUAAAACUGGAGGCUGGUUCUUCUCAUUUUGAUACUUGUUACCUGAGAGAAGACCCUCACCUUGCUACAGCCUCCAUUUAGAAGCAGUAAGGUCUUUGCUGAGCCUCCUUUUCUUUAGGAUAAACACAUCUAGCUUCCCUAGCCACUCCUCAUAAAACUUCUACCCCAGACCCUUCACCAGUUCUGUUGCCCUUCUCUGGAUAUGUUCCAGCGCCUCAAUGUCCUUCUUGUAGUGAGGGGCCCAGAACUGGACACAGGGUUCAAGGUGUGAUCUCACUAGUGCUCAGUACCGAGGGACAAUCACUGCCCUGGUCCUACUGGCCACACUAUUGCUGAUCUAGGUUAGGAUGCCAUCGGUCUUCUUGGCCACCUGGGCGUAUGCUGGCUGAUGUUCAGCUGCUGUUGACCAUCACCCCCAGCAUCUGGUCCUUUUCUGCUGGACAAUUUUCCAGUAACUCUCCCUCUGCCUGUAGCGCUGCAUGGGGCUGUUGUGCCCCAAGGGCAGGAACAAUCACUUGGUCUCAUUGAACCUCAUAUGAUGUGCCUUAAUGCAUGGAUUCAUCCUGUCCAGGUCCUUCUGCAGCAAAAAAGGGUAUGCUUGUGAAAGCCAUGAGCAGCCAGUUUCUUCAGAAUGUUGUGGGAAAUGGUGUCAAAGGCUUUAUUUGAGUCUGGGUAAACUUUGUAUUUUUCUUUCAUCCACUAAGCAGGUCACUUUGUGAUAGAAGACCAAACUUGUCAGGCAGGACCUGCCUUUCCUAAACCCAUGCUGGCUAUGCCUGAUCCCCUGGUUGUCCCGCAUGUGUUGUGUGAUGGUACUCAGGAUGAUCUACUCCAUGGCCUUCCCUGGCUGACUGAGCCUGACUGAAGUCAGGCUCUCAGGUUGUAUCCUCCCUCUGACUUCUUGUGAAUGGACUUUAUCUUAACUAACAUCCUGUCAACUGUCAACACUCCAGUUAGCCAAGACUGCUGGUAAAUAAUGGAAAAUGAUUUGAUGAGCCCUUCUGCUAGUUCCCUUUAGACACUUGGGUGGAUCCCAUCUGGCCCCACAAACUUGUGUAUCUUAAGUUGUGUAGCUGAUCACUGACUGUUUUCUCCUGGUUUAUAGGGGCAUCAUUCUGAUCUCUAUCUCUGUAUUCCAGCACAGGGUCUUGGUAUCCUGAGAGCAACUGCUCUCACUCUUAAAGACUGAGGCAAAGAAGGCACCAAGUACCUCAGCCUUUUCCUCAUCCUUGAUGUUUCCUUCUGCAUCCAGUAAAUGAUGGAGAUUCUCCUUAGCCCUCCUUUUGUUGCUGAUGUAGUUGUAAAAACAUUUUUUUGUUGUUGUUUUACAGCAGUAGUUAGAUUAAGUUCUAGUUGGACUUUGGCCCUGUAACAAAUGGAACCAUUAUUAAAAUUAAAAGUGCAGCCUUUUUUAAGUGUGUUGUUUGAAAAAUACCAUCUUCAAAAGCAUAAAAAUCCCUUAGUGUUUACAAGCAACUGCAGUUGUGUGGUCAAAUUCCCAAGAUGUGAGUUGUCACCAGUCAGUUGUUUUUACAGGACACUCUUACUGGUCUUGGGUGGUUUACUGUUUAAGAAGUAUACACACUAACGUAAGUCAAAUGUUUCUCUAUUACGUAAAGGAUACCUUGGAUGUCAAGUAAAUUUAGAUAUAAGUAUUCAUAACUAAUCUGUUUAAUUGUCCCAUAUGAGAUAGGUUUUAAUAGCUACUUACAAAGAAUCAAAAAGGUUUCCUUAUUGGAAUUCCACUCUUUCAGAAACCUCAUCUAUCACUGUGACCAAAUAUGUGUCAGGGGCACAGGUUUUUUUCCUGUGGUGAUUUAUAGCUACCAAUAACCUUCCACAGUGGUUGCUUUAUCAACUUAUUAUACGGGCAUCUUUUGCUCUUGUUAGUAAACAGAAGAGAACUAUUAAACACAGAGUCAACUACUCCUAAUCUCAAGAGAGAGACUUUGUACAGUAUGUUCUGUACAAAACUGAAAGACUUGAAGAUCACAGGAGAAUGUCCUUUCUCCUUACUGACUCAAGGUCACGUUACUGAAGAACAUGACAAGGACUGCACGGAAAACAGCUCUAGAGCAGCUUUGCCCAUUUGCAAAGAAGUCCAUGAAAAAGAUGGUCAAGGAAACCUUCCACGAAGGAAAACAAGCAGAAGUAGAGUGUACCUGCACACACUAACUGAAAGCAUCUGCAAACUAAUUUUUCCUGAGUUUGAAAGGCUGAAUCUUGCACUGCAGAGAACACUUGCAAAGCACAGAAUAAAGGAAACCAGAAAAACUGGUGAUAGAGAAGAUUUUGAAAAAAUCAUCAGUGAUCAUGCUAAUGCAGCAGGUGUUCCGAUGGAGUCUCUACAGGAAUCUCUCGGUGAAGAGCUAUUCAAAAUAUGCUAUGAAGAGGAUGAACACAUAUUGGGGGUUAUUGGAGGCACCCUUAAGGAUUUCUUGAAUAGUUUCACUACUCUGCUGAAGCAGAGUGGCCACAGCCAAGAAGCAGGAAAAAAGGACAGACUUGAAGAUGCCUCCAUAUUAUGCCUGGAGAAAGAUCAGGACUUCUUAAAUGUUUAUUAUUUCUUUCCUAAGAAAAUCACAAGUCUUAUUCUACCUGGUAUCAUUAAAGCAGCAGCUCAUAUUUUGUAUGAAUCUGAGGUGGAAGUGAUGCUCAUGCCUCCUUGUUUCCAUAAUGACUGCACCGAGUUUGCUAAUCAGCCUUAUUUACUGUAUUCUAUACAAGUCAAAAGUGCAAAACCUUCAUUAUCUCCAUGUAAACCACAGUCUUCACUUGUGAUUCCUGCUUCUGUGUUCUGUAAGACUUUCCCAUUUCAUUUUAUGUUUGACAAGGAUAUGUCAGUUCUUCAAAUUGGAAAUGGGAUAAGAAGACUUUUGACCAGGAGAGAAUUUCAGGCUAAGCCCAAUUUUGAAGAGUAUUUCGAAAUUCUUACCCCCAAAGUAAGCUGCACUUUUAGUGGAAUAAUGACAAUGCUAAAUAUGCAGUUUACUGUACGAGUUAGAAGGUGGGAUAAUACUGAUAUGAAACCGUCCAUGGUAAUGGAUCUUAAAGGCCAAAUGAUCUAUAUUUUUGAAUCCAGUGCCAUUCUAUUCUUGGGAUCUCCCUGUGUGGACAGACUAGAAGAUUUUACAGGACGUGGAUUAUACCUCUCUGAUAUUCCCAUUCACAAUGCUUUAAGAGAUGUUGUUCUGAUAGGAGAGCAGGCCAGAGCCCAGGAUGGACUGAAGAAGAGGUUAGGAAAGCUAAAAGCAACCCUUGAGCAGGCCCAUCAAGCACUUGAAGAAGAGAAGAAGAAGACUGUAGAUCUUCUGUUUUCAAUUUUUCCUGGAGAGGUUGCUCAGCAGCUGUGGCAGGGACAAGUUGUACAAGCCAAGAAAUUUAAUAAUGUCACAAUGCUUUUUUCUGACAUUGUUGGAUUCACUGCCAUCUGUUCCCAGUGCUCACCUAUGCAGGUUAUCACCAUGCUUAAUGAGCUUUAUACUCGCUUUGAUUACCAAUGUGGAGAGCUAGAUGUCUACAAGGUUGAGACUAUUGGAGAUGCCUACUGUGUUGCUGGAGGCUUACACAAAGAAAGUGAAACACAUGCUGUACAAAUAGCACUGAUGGCCCUGAAGAUGAUGGAACUGUCAGACGAGGUGGUGACUCCCCAUGGAGAGCCUAUCAAGAUGCGCAUUGGCCUUCAUUCUGGAUCUGUCUUUGCUGGAGUUGUUGGGGUUAAAAUGCCUCGUUAUUGCCUUUUUGGAAAUAAUGUAACCCUUGCCAAUAAGUUUGAAUCAUGCAGUAUACCUAGAAAAAUAAAUGUCAGCCCAACAACCUACAGGUUGUUAAAGGAAUACCCAGGUUUUGUGUUCACACCACGUUCAAGAGAGGAGCUUCCCCCAAAUUUUCCGAGUGAUAUCCCUGGUAUUUGCUAUUUUCUGGAUGCUUAUAUUCAAGGAACAAACUCACAGACUUGGUUUCAAAAGAGAGACUUGGGAGAUGGCAAUGCCAAUUUUUUUGGUGAGGAAACAGGAAUAGAUUAAAUUGUACAUUCACAAAUGUGCAGAAUAAAUUUAUAAAUAUUUGGAUUUUUUUUAAUAUAAAGUGAAAAUUUUUAAAACUGUAUGAAACCUGAAAGCACUUUAGAUUGUUAACACCUGAAAGCCAGUAUUAAAAUUUCAGGAAGUAUGUCACUGACUACUUUUUAUUUUUCCUUUGCAUAAGGAACAUAGUCACAAAAGUAAUGUCGCAACAUCACUGUUGGAAAUGCUACUAUAAACUGUAUUUUCCCUGUGGUAAUUUGUAAGUGCUACAGUUCUCUCUAUACUGAGAAUUCUAGAUGUAUUGUAUAUGCAGUUUGUCAGGAAAUGUAAUGUGCAAGUGAUGCAGCCACAUGCAGUGUUGUGAGCUGGUGCUUAUCAAUGACUAUGAAAAUGUUUUUUCUUAGAGAUUCCAUAAGAAAAUGUCCAUUAAAAUAUUGACAUUGCCAUCACAUACCCCUUCCAGUCCAUCGUUUGGGCCCCAUCCUAGAAGGCUGCUGACCAUCUUCUCACACUGGCUGGUCGAAGUACGAGAGUACUCAGCAUUUUCUGGAUCAGGCUGCUAGUUGUAGCUAAUACACAUGCAUAGCAGUGUUGCUGCUUACUGUUUCAUUAACUUUAUUUUGUAUAUAAAAUUAAUAUAGAUUAAAAAACUGUAUAAUCAUAUACUAACAUCUCUGUAAUUAUCAAACAAUUUUAGUUCAUAGGGUUUUAAAAGUACUUAAAAUAAUAUCCACUUGUUAUUAUGUAUUACAGCAAUAAAUGUUUUCUUUUUGUUGUCAUUUAAAUUUGAAAUGUUUUAACAGAAGUGUAAUAAAAUAUGCUUUGAAAUAUUUGCUUAGAAAUGAACUUCCAGUCAGAUUGUAUGAGAUGGAAGCACACCAGUUUAAAGCUCUGAUCCUUAUUCAAGGAUGCAAUGUGGAUGUGUUGUGCUGUGGAAAUGCCCAUUGCAUGCUCGCUCUAAGGUUGCCAGGGGAAUUUUCACAUGAACAGAGAUGGUUUUAAACAUAUUAACAUAUUUACAAUUUUUACAACAUACUUACAGCACAAGCUUUUCUGUUGUGGCUGAUGGAAUAUGAGUGGAGAACUUAAAGGCUUUGUGUCUGGAACUGGCAGAAUAUAGUUAAUUAAGAGUUCCGAGUUCAGGAUUCUGCCUCUCAAACAAGCAGAUCCCUCUGCCCAGAAAUUCCUCUGUGCUGUACAGUUUGAUCCCAACUGCAGGCUGGAUAACUGCACAGCUUAUACACUUACUAGUACUCCCAGUAGUACCAGAUAUUAUUAGUUAUUAUUCUAGCCUCUUCACAUCCUGGGGUUUGGCAUAGCAAGCCAUAAAAGUCUUUUCAAACCACUUGCUACGAAAUCACAUUUUGCUCUCUUAAUAGUCACAGGGAGUAUUUACAUUAGACUAAAGUGCUGUUUUGUUCAUUUUCUGAUCUUACAUUCUGAAGCUCAGUGGUACAUUCUGAAGCUCAAUAAACCAUUUUAUCCUACUAGUUUUUGGUAGAAACUCAUACAUGUACUAUCAGAAUCUUGAGAAAAUAUCUUAGAAGAUACUGGAACUACAAACAUCUUAAAGCCAUAUUUCAAUUUAGAUUUCCGUAAAGAGCAAAACUUGAACCAUUGAAUCCUUCUUGAGGUCUACUAUGUCUAUCAGAGAUGCUUAGAAAUAGUUCUUUGGCACAAAAAUGGAACCAGAAAGUCUGUGUUUUAUGAAAAUACACAUCUGUCUUGCACAUACCAUAUAUAUAUAUAUAUAUACACACACACACACCUAUAUACAAGCACACGUAUUUGUAACACUUUAGACUGCAGUGUUUCAAGGAAACAAGAACUAUCCAAAUCUUGGAGACUGAUCUUUCCAAUAUUGUAUUGGUCAGACAAUUCUAUUGAGGAGAAGUACCCAGAGGUUAGUAGCAGUCCCAUGUGGGUACCCCUGGAUAUAAAAAGGGGGGAAUAUUUGACUCCUCACUGUUCAGUAGGCUUAUGUUAUUAAACCAGGAAUGACUGAGGUGAGUAUGAAUGCAUCCAUUCCUGUUAAGAAAUAAAUAGGCUUUUAAAUUAAAAGGAUUUCUUUCCUCAGAUCUACCAAAUGGACAAAUCUACUGAAUGGGAAGUACAUUUAGGAAGGAAUUUCCUUUUGUCCCUAGAAGACAACUAUUGCUGGACUGGAUGAUGGCCAUUCUCAAAAGCCAAAUUCCAUAUAAAUCUGUCAUUAGAUAGGAUGUUACUCAUGGCAGUUCUGGAUACCUUCCCUACUGGUGACAACCUUCCAGGAGGAAUUCUGAUAAGGUGCUUUAGUGUACACAGAAAACAAUAAGCUUGAGUCUUAGUGAAGUAAAUAGGAUUUAGGCACAUAUUUAUGACAAUGAUUCAUGAAAUUGCUUUAAUAUGUACUUGUGUUCAGACCUGUUCUACAA